Molecule: messenger RNA, 1369 nt
Organism: Polyodon spathula (Mississippi paddlefish)
Lineage: Eukaryota; Metazoa; Chordata; Actinopteri; Acipenseriformes; Polyodontidae
Product: G protein pathway suppressor 2-like
Exons: 12
Coding region: 266-1345 (359 amino acids)
Biological process (GO): regulation of transcription by RNA polymerase II
Cellular component (GO): transcription regulator complex
Molecular function (GO): transcription coregulator activity
Source: RefSeq, a predicted model, not a curated record
AAACCGAGGGGGACGAGACUUAGGGCGGUUACACCCCUCGAAAAAUACACAAAACCGCCCGAAAUAUUGAAAUUAAAAUAAAUCGUGUUUCUGGGGACAGCUGUAGUUGUUGCUGGGCCUGUGCAGAUUUACAGAUAACGCAGGGAAAGUGGACAGUGGUUUAUAUUUUAGUAAGUUUUCACGUAAACGUUAUGAACUGAUUCUUCUGAUUUAAACGUCGGUUGCAGCCAGGACCCCACCAGGUGAACUGCGCCAGCCGGACGCCAUGCCAGCCCUCCUGGAACGCCCCAAACUGUCCAACGCCAUGGCGAGGGCACUGCACCGCCACAUCAUGAGAGAGCGCGAACGCAAGAGGCAAGAGGAAGAGGAGGUGGAUAAGAUAAUGGAGCAGAAGAUGAAGGAGGAGGAGGAGAGGAAGAGGAAGAAGGAGAUAGAGGAGAGGAUGUCUCUGGAAGAGACCAAGGAGCAGAUCAUGAAGAUGGGGGAGAAGCUGCAGCUCCUGCAGGAGGAGAAGCACCAGCUGUUCCUGCAGCUCAAGAAGGUCCUGCAUGAGGAGGAGAAGAGGAGGCGCAAAGAGCAGAGUGAUAUGACCACUUUGACUUCUCAAACCUACCAGCAGGGAAUGCCCCUCCAUUCCAGCCCACACCACCUGAUCAUGCAGGGGAGUCCAGUGAAUCACAGUCGAUCCAGCGCUCUCCUGAGUGAACGCAGUAAGCAGCUCUUUCAGGCGCCAGUCAUUUCGGGGCGUCACUACCAGAGCCAGCCGGGCUUCAGUGGCGGAACCGCGGAACACGGGCAGUACCAGAGCAGCCAGUCAGCACACGGCACCUACAGCGUGAGCCAAUCACAGCACGCCUCUCAAUACGCCCCCGGGCAGCCUGUGCCAGUGAGCUAUGCAGGGAGCCCCCAGCUUCGAGGUGCCUCUGCGUUCCAGACAAUGCAGUAUCUCCCUCACCAGCAGGGCGGCUACGCUGUGCACAGCCACUUCACACCCCAGCAAGCAGGUUUUAUUCAGACUGCAGGGAUCCCCCUACAGAAGCAGUUGGAACAUGCCAACCAGCAGUCUGGCUUCACUGACUCGAGCACGCUGAGACCCAUGCACCCCCAGGCUCUGCACCCCGCCGCUGGGCUGCUGCCCACCCCCCCCAUCACCGUGCAGAUCCCCCCCGCCAAGCCGGGCUUGCCGUACGCUCAUCCCCCUCGCCCCGCCUCUCCAGGGAGUUUCACCCACGGGACCCCCCCUCAGCCCGCGCACUCUGUGACUUUCCAGAGCUCCCCACAGCCCGCCCCUCGCCACGCCUACAUCUCUCACAGCCAACCGGGACAGCGCUUCUACCACAAGUAACCGUGGUAACAGAGAGAGGAGGAG